Lampris incognitus (smalleye Pacific opah) is the source of this 12276-nucleotide messenger RNA. RefSeq names its product polycystic kidney disease 1b (gene pkd1b). Gene Ontology annotation, molecular function: protein binding. The record is from RefSeq and is a predicted model, not a curated record. The transcript is spliced from 40 exons. Bases 1 to 12276 code for a protein of 4091 amino acids. Gene Ontology annotation, cellular component: membrane. Gene Ontology annotation, biological process: kidney development. NCBI's taxonomy places the organism in Eukaryota, Metazoa, Chordata, Actinopteri, Lampriformes, Lampridae.
AUGGCUUAUACCUUUCAAAUUUUUAUCACUGGUUACUGUCCCCUAGAAAAGAUUCAUUGUCCAGAAGGUGGACGGAUACACCUGUCUAGCCUACGAUGCUAUUGGCUCUCUGAGAAAGCAUUGCCGUGGCCAGAGGCACGAGACUCAUGUCGAGGUAUCCCAGGAGGGGAUCUGACAGCUGCCGACAGCCCUGAGCUACAGAACUUCAUCCACUUCUCCUUUCCAGUGAAAGACAGUAUGUGGAUAUGGCUCGGGGGAACAGGGGAAGGGGGGCCCCAGCAGGUUGGAACGCUGAGGCCGGUGCAUCCUGGCUGGUGGGAUGGAGGCGGUGAGAGUCAAGGGUUCUGUAUUCAGAUGACCCUGGGGACAAUGGGACAGUGGAGGAGAGCGAGAUGUGAUGGAGAAUACUUCUUCCUCUGUCAAAAAGAAAUAGCUGUGUCUUUACCAUCUGUGGACAGUUAUCUAAUAGGAGUAUCUGUCAUGAGUGGCGUCUAUGCGAGGGCCCAGCUAAACACCCUGCCUGCCACCCCUGAUACCAGACGACUCAAAGUGGAGAUGCAACUGUUUCCAGGGUUGUGGUUUAGUCAUGCGGGUCGGUUGGCAUCAGUAGAAAUGGUGGUCCAGCCCAGCCCGCUGUCUUCUCUGGCCCGAGUCCAGAUCCUCCGGCCUUACUGCAACUCCAACCAACACCUCGUCCCUCCAGGUUGCAGCUCUCUCCUCAAUCCUUUUAGCUGCUGCUCAGCAGUGCCACUGUGUAAUACCACAGGAGGCUGUGCCAUGGGACAGUACUGGUGCCAUCUGAUGGAGGCCUGCCUGUCCGUCACCAGUCCCUGCAGCCCCUAUGACCGCUCACCUGCAGCGGGGGGGCACAGAUUCACACUGCCCCCUAGAUACCUUGCAACACCACCCUUCUACCACUUGGUGGCAGACUUGCCAGUCACAAUGAGCCCCAGCACUGAGCUAAAAACUGUUCAUGUGGCUUUGCCUGACAGGGAGAUCAUGGUUUAUCCUGAUGAUGUCUUGGCCAUACAACACACUCGCGAUGCAGGAGCUUUCUUACACUGCCUGGGUAGCGACUCCUCCCCCGACUCCCCCUGGCGACAGAGCUACUUGUCUUCACAAGGGACUGGGUGGGGGGGAUGGUGGGAGGGAGGCCUCGCUUCCCUGCUCCAGGGAGGCCAGUGGGUAGAUGGGGUGGUGUGUGAUCUACGGAUACUGUAUGUGGACACUCUACACAGUGGCCAUGGCCGUGGUCUGAACAUAGAGCAUGGUGACCUCAGUGACUAUAUCUUCACAGAGACCACAACGAUACCUGAUAUUAGAGCCCUAACUACCAGUCCGACUCCACUUCUGAGUGCAGCACUCAAAGUCAUCCACCCCCAGCCUGAUGAAAAGAACCAGAUUCACGUCAUAAUCAAUGUCCCAACUCUCCUUGUUGUCAAGAUCAUAUCUGGACAUAAAACCAGUAGCUCAUGGUCAGCUCCAGUGCUUCAGAUGGGGGUGCCCCUCUCUCCAUCUUGUCCAGAGGAGGUGGCCAAGUCUUGGCCUGGCUGUAAGAGAGAGUCCUAUGAUACCUGGUUUUCCUGUGUCACCCUUGUAAUGCCCUUAGUGGGGGCUCAGAGUAUGAACAUUAGUGUGAUGAAUGCUUUGAGCUCCCAGACUGCCAGCGUGACGAUUUGCGGCCAUGAGGAGAUAACAGGACUUAGCGUAGAGCCAUAUGGACAUCUUAGGAUGCUCGUGGACAUUUCACAGUCAUUUACAGCCAAAGUGAGGACAGGUUCAUCAGUGAAAUUCACCUGGGUGAUUGACAACAUGGAGACCUUUGCUUAUGAAGGGGAAUCCUACAGUGUGUUGCUAAAGAAACCUGCCAACUACAGACUUUGGUCCCAGGAAAUCCUUCUGACUGCCGAUGUCAUGAUGCCACUCACUGACAUUAAGUUCUUGUCUGUCAGAGAAGUCAUAGCUGUGGCCGCCUCACACAUCUACACCAUUACAGUCAGAGUAGACAUCUCCCUAGCAGUUACUUUCAGGUGGGAUUUUGGGGAUGGAAGUGAUCAGGUGAACCACACCCUGCCUGCUCCAUGCCAAACUCUGGGGGGGCUUGUAGAAAGUGGGGAAAAAGGAGCAUAUGUCCAGGACUCACUUAGCCACACUUACCUAACCCCAGAUGACUACACACUUCGAGUCUAUGUCUCCAACUCCUAUGACAGCAUUGGGACAGCUGUGACAGUAAAAGUUCGCCCAUUAUUCAUUCACCUCCGUAUCUCUUCCAAUCCUCUGGUGCCCCUGGUCUCACAGCCUCUCCUUCUGGAAGCUUCUCCUCAGCCCUCGCCUUAUGGCAUUUUCUACACGUGGGACUUUGGUGAUGGCUCCACAGCUGUCCAGGGGUUCAACAGUCAAGUCAGUCAUGCGUUUGGAUCUCCUGGGGUUUAUAAUGUCUCACUGCGUGCCAACAACACUUUGAAUGCAUUGACCACAUGGCUCAUGGUAGAGGUUAUGGAGCAAGUCACCGAAUUAACUGUGAGUUACAAUGGACCCAAUGAGCUGAAAUCUGUCACGGAGAUCAGCGGUAAAGUGACCAAUGGUACAAGCCUCAUCUGGAUUUUUUACUUGGGGGAUGGCUCAGUGCAGAGAAGCCCCCCAGGUGGUUCUGUCUCCCAUGUCUAUAAGUCUGCAGGAACCUACACAGUUGAUGUAACUGUCUCCAACACCGUCAGCCAGACUCGUCAGUCCUUAAAGGUUGAGAUCUAUGGCUUGAAUAUUAGUAAAAUACAGCCAACAGAUUGUAUCGAGACGGGAAGAGACAUGCAGUUUAGCGCUGAGGUCAAUGGAAACAUAUCCAUGCAGACUUUCCACUGGGAUUUUGGAGAUGGCUCACCUUUGACUGUGUUGAGGGGAAAGCCCGCAGCCACGCAUACAUUUUCAAACCAAGGGAUAUAUAACCUGAAUCUGACUGUGUUUAGUUUGUUCAGUACUGUUUCUUAUAAUGUUACUGUCUGUAUUGAAGCCCCAGUAAGUAGUGUCACUGUGCAGCCGUCAAAGACUGCUGCAGCAGUUGGUGAAGAGGUAUGUUUCAAUGUGUUAGUAUUCCCUGAACAGCCAACAGGUUACCAGCUCAUAUUUAGAAGAUCCUCAAGCCACUAUCCUAUCACAGCAAAUGCCCAAAAGUGUUUUGCCUAUAAAGAGGAAGGGGUUGAAGAAGUGUCAGUAGUUGCAAGUAACAAAGUCAGCAGCAAAACAGCCAAAGCCACUAUUGUCAUCCAAACACCUGUGAGUAAGCUGUCUGUGGCUCACAGUGGUCAAAAUGACACUUUGACUGUCAAUACCAUGAUUUUAUUUUGGAUUGACAGUUGCAGUGGGACCAAUUUUUCUGUGUUUUGGGACUUUGGAGAUGGCACUCUGGUGGAGCAGGACAAAAACGUGUCCCAUGUCUUUACCACCCCAGGCCAUUUCACAGUCACAGCAACAGCAUUUAAUGCCAUAAGUCGAGACUCCGUGACCCUUGAGGUGAAUGUUCUCCUUCCAGUUUCAAACCUUUCACUUCAUACCAGCCAACUCUUUGCUGCAGUAAAUGAAGAAAUUGUUAUAACGGCAAUUAACAGUGCUACAAGUAACACUGAUUACUACUGGUCAGUGGAUGGUAUGAAUACAACCAAAGAAGGAGGCUAUCAGUUUAGAUAUGUGUUCCCCGAACCGGGCGUGUAUCAAGUCAGAGUUUUGGCUCGGAACUUGGUGAGUGAGAGGGAGGCAGCCAUUUUGAUUGAGGUCUUUGAAAGGAUAAGAGGUCUUCAUAUUGAAUGCAACAGUCUGGCGAACAUGAAAUUCAUACCAACCAGAGAGAAAGUGUUAUUUAUGGCUUCACUUAGUCAGGGCUCCAAUAUUACUUAUAAUUGGUUUUCUAUGCAAAGAGGAAUAAACCACCAAAGAACUGGUGACAGAGAACGUUUUGAGCUGCUGGUUGAUACUCCAGGCAACAUUUCCGUCCAGCUAACAGCCUCUAACAAGUUGGGUGAGGCAGUUAGCCAUAUUUCUAUUGUAGCAGUAGAGAGAGUGAUGGGUGCAAGUAUAACAACCCAGUCAAAUAUUGUUGCUCUGAGGAAAUCUGUGAAUAUCUCUGUAACUGUUGUUACCGGGUCUGACCUCCAGUAUCUUUGGUAUGUGAACUCUGACCUCUCACCCAUGCAGACGGAUGUGCCCUUUCUUCUCCACACUUUUACAAGCUUGGGUCACUGCUUUGUCAAAGUCUCAAUACAGAAUUUUCUCAGCCACAGCAAUGCCACCAGAGAGCUUCUAGUGCAAGAGGAGGUUGGGGAAGUAGACUUUCUAAUAGAUGGAAAGACACCUCCAUUUUAUAUCCGCACGAGCGCUGCAGUUUCAGUACAUGGUCUUAUCCGAAAAGGUAGUGAUCUGCACUGGGAGUGGAAAGUUGAGACAAGCGACAAACGCCAUCUUUUUAUAGACACCAAUCAGUCUUUUAUCUACACUUUUACACACACAGGAGUCUGCAACGUGUCUUUAAAUGUCUCGAAUGGGAUAAGCUGGCAGACCGUUUCAAGCGGUGUCACCAUCCAGGAUGAAAUCAGAGGGCUAACUCUGAACAUAAGCAAGUUCACUAUCUGCUCUGAAGACCCAGUUAUUUUUACCCCACUAAUUUCCAAAGGAAGCAAUGUGAGCUUUUCGAUAUCCUUUAGUAAAGAUGAUUUAACUCAUAAACAGGACUUUGUAGAUGGACAGUUAAUCACAUCUAGCCUUGAAGCUGGGAUACAUUUGGUGUCACUGAAAGCAUGGAACCAGGUCAGUAGUUCUCAGGUGACCUCUACUAUUGUAGUCCGGGAGCGCAUUCGAGGUUUGCAACUGGUCAGUUGUUGUUCCACUGCUCUCGAAGCUCUGAAAGAAUUACAUUUUAAAACUGAAGUUCAGAGUGAAUUUCCAGUCAGCUACACGUGGACUUUUCACUUGGAGGGGUUUGAACCUUCACAGGCCACAGGUCAGGAAGUGUACUUUUCUUCACCAGGAAGUGGUUUAUUGUACAUCGGUGUGGUGGUCAGCGAUGAUGUCUGCUCACACACCUUGAAUGAGACUGCUACCAUUCAGUGGCCUGUUAAGCAGGUCAAGCUGAUCUGUCAGUUAGCGAGAAUAUUCAGUGGAUAUCCUGUUGAUGUUUUUGCAGAAGUGGAUGGUGGGAGCAACCUCAGUUUUCAUUGGACCUUUGGAGACUCAGCUGAAGUGUCAGUAAUAGACUUCAACACGGCCAGUCACACAUAUCAUACGGCUGGGAGGUUUGACAUCACAGUCAAGGUUUUCAACAACAUCAGCCACGUGUCCACGCAGCUUCCGGUGGAGGUGAAUGAGCUUCAGUGCUCCAGUCCACAAGCUUCCUUAGUCCAAGUUAACUCCACUAUCCAUCGGGCGAGACCCAGCUACUUUGAAGCGACAGUGGUCAAAAACUGCUCUGCCUACAAGACCAGCUAUCUGUGGAAAGUAUUUAGAAGCUCUGACUGUGAAGAUAAUGAUAAAGGUUUCACUGGAAACAUGGUAACCUUAAGUAGUCAAGUGAAUGUAAAUUCACUGUUACUCUCCUUACCAAAGCACGCUCUGGAGGUUGGGCAGUAUUGCGUGGUAUUCACUGUUUCACUCCUGGAGACUCCUCUCAUUGUCCACCAAAAGACAAAGGUCACAGUGGUCCACUCGCCUUUGGUAGCAAUCAUCAAGGGAGGCUCGCACAGAAUGUGGCCCAGCCACAGUGACGUUGUCCUGGACGGAUCUGAGUCUCAUGACCCCAGCAUGGAACCAGGAGAGGAGGACCAACUGCAGUAUCACUGGGAUUUGAAGACUGAGAUAUCAGUGUGUGAGGCUGCGGUAUUUCCUGUGACUGUGGAUUGCGUAUCCUGUUCUGUCUUCUCCUCCGCCCACCACGUCAGCUAUGCAAACCCUGUAGUCCUCUCUGGACACUGUGGACAAUGUAACGACCAUGCACAGUACAAAUGGAGCGCUGAGGAUCAGAGUGGCCUGACCUUAGACCUUGAUGAGGUCACCACCUUGACGGGGGGUCGCUCUCCGGACCUGGUAGUCCGGUCGCAGCUCCUCCAGGAUGGGCAGAGUUACACUUUCACCCUCAACGUGUCUCGGCCAGACAUCGGGCGGUGGGGCAGCGCCAGCCUGACAGUAUUGCCCAACCAUCCUCCCCACGCAGGGUCCUGUGAUCUGAGUCUGGAGACAGACGUACGCCUGCUGGAGACUGUGGUCACCUAUAACUGCUGCGGUUGGCGUGAUGAUGACAUGGAAGCCUCUCAGCUAAUCUACAUCCUCCAAGUUGCACCAUGCCAUCCUAGUUUCAUUGCAUGCCCUCUGCUCACUCUCUAUAGGGGCACACGUUCAACAUUUGGCACGCUGGUUCCCGUAGGAAGUCAUAGGCAAGAAGGAGACAUGUCAGAUAUAACAGUUACCCUGCUGGUAGAGGACCAUCUAGGUGCAAAAGUUGUUGCUCUUAACAGAACAUUGACAGUUCAGCAGCCUGCAAGUGCUCAAGUUUCUAGUCAGUGGCUUAAGAACAAGAGCCAGACAGAGAUGCUGGCUUUAGUCCAACAUGGCAACCCACAAGAGAUCAUCUCUUUUUGCAUUGCCCUCACCAGCCACCUCAACCAGAUGAAAUCUGGAGGGAGUGUUCCUGAGGUAAGGGACCGGAGAGAGAUUCGGGGUAAUGUGACCCGAGCCCUCGCCUCUCUCCCAGUUUCAUCCUUACAAGAUGUAGAUCAGCUCAGCUCAGCGCUGGCCCAGUCCACCGCUGUCCCUGAUGAGGUGGUAUGCGAGGGCUGUCAGGAGAGGGUUGUGGAGGCAGUGGGGAAGAUGAUCCAUGUGAUGGAGGAACAGACAAGUGCCGGCAUUGUUCCAGCUGCUGACACAGGGAGAAAUAUCUUAAAUGUCAUAGGUGGCACCUUGGCUGCUGUGUCUGAGACGGUCAGCACCUCCAGUUCUCAUUCAGCCUUCUCAAGUACACUGCAAAAAACUUCUGAAACUACUCUAUCGGCACUGGGCUAUGCUGGGGCCCUCAUGCACUCUCUGAUGCGCUCGCGUGUGCGUGGCGAGGAGCCCCUGUCACUGUUCACCCCUCAUAUAAACACCACCGGUUUCCAUGGAAAGCCUUCGAAGCUCCUCUGCACUCAGAACAACACCACAGAUCCAAAGUUAUUCGACCAAAGGCAGAUGAGGCCUACUUCUCCGUCGACCAAUGAAAGAUCUGAGACUGGCAUCCUGUGUCAGUUUCAUAUCCCACCCUCCUUGGCAGCUCAGCUGAACAGUCAGAACUCAGGCGUGGUGCAGAUACUGCUAGGUAUGGACACCGGAUCCAAGUCCAGUCCGUUGCUGACCGCUGCCGAUCCCCCAAUCUCCACCACUCUGGCUGCCAUGGAGUUCACCACCCCGCAAGGCCAGCCCAUACCCAUCCGUAAUCUGGACCCUGAACUGGCCAUACGCGUCACCCUGCCUAACAGACACCCUGUGGACAUGGGGUACCGAGGAUUCGGGCCUGGGUAUCGGGCAUGGAAAGGAAGUGCAGCUGAAGAUGAUAAUGGAACGAGUUCAUUUGGGUUAACUCAAACUACUCUCCCCACUGAGGGAUGGCUGAACUUCACAGUCAAAGUUGUAGAUGGGCUGGAUGACAAUGCAGGGCUGUACAUCUGCUUCAGCUUUAGCCUGGCACCAGGGGCUGUUCCAGUGGAAUCGGGGCACAUAAGAAUAGAAGUGAACACAGCUCCAUCAGGUGCUGGUGCAGCACAGGGCACCCUGGUGAGAGAGCUGAACCUCUCCAUCUCAACUCAGACUGACUUCACUGAGGAAACCGUCUUUCUCUCUCCAAUCUCUUUGUGCCAGUACUACAGUGUGAAGGAGAGGCGUUGGAGCAGUGAGGGUCUCAGUCCGCUGGAGGGCAGCACCAUACACACGGCACACUGUCUGACCCGGCAUCUCACCCUGUUUGGUGCCAGCCUGUUUGUUCAUCCUGGGGCUGUGGUGCUGCUCCCGCCGUCGGCUGGUCCAGCACGUAACAUGGUGGUGGGCAUUGUGUGUGCUGUCCUGGUUCUGAUCCACCUGCUGCUAGGGAUUAUUGCCCACAAACUGGACCACCUGGAUGGCCUGAGGCUUAGCCAAGUCCCCCUUUGUGGCCGACCAGGGCUAUACCACUACAGAGUUCUGGUCAAGACCGGCUGGUGGCGGGGAGCAGGCACCUCAGCACAUGUUGGCAUCAGUCUAUAUGGCGUGACCAAGAGUGGCUCUCGCCAUCUGCAAAGGGACGGAGCUUUUCAGCGCGGCAGCCUGGACCAGUUUCACCUGGAGACAGAUGACAACCUGGGAGAAGUUUGGAAGAUUCGUAUCUGGCAUGAUAAUACGGGUCUGGACCCUUCUUGGUAUCUGCAGCAUGUGGUGGUGUGGGACUCUCAGACGGACCACAUGUUCUUCUUCCUGGUGGAGGACUGGCUCUCAGUGGAGAAUGAGAAGAACGGCACUGUGGAGAAGGAAGUUCUGGCCUCAUGUCCCGGAGAACUGUCUCAAUUCCGGCGUGUUCUGUCCUCCCAGCUGCAAUUUGGGAUGAGGGACAGUCACUUUUGGUUGUCACUUUGGGAGCGCCCCACACAUAGCUGUUUAACCCGGGCUCGAAGAGUGAUGUGCAGUGCCGUCCUGCUGCAUUUCUACCUGGCAAUGGGGGCAUUGUGGUACGGGGCUGUUGGAGCUGUAGGGCAAAGUGGGCCGGCUUCAGCCCAGGUGUUGGUCAACGCAGAGACGGUCGCUGUGGGUAUGACUGUUGCGGCGCUCGUUUUUCCUCUACAGUGUCUUCUCUGUUUCCUGUUCCGAAAGGCGCAGAGCCAGGUAGCAGCGGACAGGUCAGCUCCUCCCUCCCCUGUCUGCCCCUCUGUGGAGAUUGACGUCUGUCUCGGCCAAUCAGAGCUCUCCGGUCCCUCCUUCCUGUCUCUCCCAGACUCGUUUGGUCCAGAGCGAGACAGUCCUUCAUCUUUGUUAGGAAGCGGGGCGUUUGAUUCGGGAAUCCUCAAGUUCUGGACUGCCUCCGGCCUGGCCCCUGACACGGACAGAGCAAGUAGGGACGGGGGGAUGGUGGGAUGGCCGUCCUGUGACAGUCUCCUGGAGUUUUUUGCUGGCCCCUCGUCUGCCCCCGAGGCCUCUGAGGCGUCAUCAGCCCCGGGUCCUAUGCGUCUGCUGCGGAGGAGGAAGGCCCUGAUGCAUCUUCGCCUGGCCUCACCCUGCUCCUUCAACUCACCCGCCACUCCUUUCGCGUUCCCUACGGGUCCCAACCAAUCCACGUCCCCACCCACCUGCUGCUUCUCCACAGCCAUUUCAAAUGCUCUCCCUUUCACCGCUCCUCCUGGCCAAGCACGCCACAACUUGUCAACCGAGCUCAACCACAACCUGACAACAACCGUUUUGACCGUCUCUGAGGAAAACCUGCUGAGGUCCAUAGCAGCAGCAGCAGACACAGCAGAGGUCACCAACAGUACAUCGACUUCAGACAGCGGCCGCUACUCCCCGAGGACCGACUCCUCGCUCUCCAACACCCAGAGCAGCUUCUGCAGUAGCUGGUCAGAGCAGAGUACUGAUAAAGGCGGGUAUGGGACGGAGAUCCACAAGUCCUCCACCCCCUCUGUCAGCUCCCUGGAUGGGAUGGGGCUGUACAAGUGUCCCUCUACCCUCUCUAUCGACUCGGUGGCCAGCACCUUCCUCCCAAGCCCCUGUCCUGAAUCUGUGCGCUCCCUCUCUGCUACGCGCAUAGGUGUGGCUCGUAGACAGCCCAGCUGGCUGCUCCCUCCCUGGGCGCUGUGUGUAAUUUACCUGUUGGCAGCCAUGCUGCUUGGGGCCUGCCUGGCUGUGGUAGGCCUCUACGGCAUCCAUUUCUCUCAAAAAGUUGUUCUGAUGUGGCUUAUAUCAGCUCUGUCAGCCAUCCUCACCUCAGCUCUGCUGCUGGAGCCGCUGAAGGUGUGUGCAUGGGCCUUGGUGUACACAGUGUUGUGGUGGCCUGUGGAUCCAGAGGUCGAGGACGUUUUGGCCCAGGAGGCGACAGUGAUGAGGGCAGCAGGAGAACAGGGAGGGUCGGUGCGUCCACCCUGCGGCUAUGGUUUGCUGCAGGCCAAAGAGGAGGCCCGCAAGGUCAGAGCACUGCGGUCUCUCAUGAAGCACUGCGUGUGUCAGCUGUUAUUCCUGCUGCUGGUGCUGAUGGUGAACUACCAGGACAGCGUGGAGGAAGAGCAGGGCAGGUUGCUGCUGUCUGCCGUCAGACGUCAUCUUCAUGCAGCUCCUGGCGGGACCCCCAACCUCACCUCGCUCAGAGGCUGGUCAGAUGCAUGGCAGUGGAUGGACCACACCUUGGUUCCACACCUACACCAAAACCCCAUGCUGCACCUGGUAGGACUUCCAAGUCUACGAUACACACAUGCUGCUGCUGGUAAGAAGAAUGUCAUCCUGGGGAACAGCAGCGCAAUGACCCGACAGCUGCUAGCUGACCUGCACACAGCAGACUGGACACUGACACGGUUUAAAUUUCUAUCUAUCGACUUCACACACUACCACAGGGAAACUGGCCUAUUCGUGUGUGUGUUGCUACAGCUAGAGGAGGCUCAAAACCACAGAGUCACUCCCUCCCUCUCUAUUCAUCUGCUUGUCAUCCCGCCGUCCUCCUCCGGACCAGACCUUCACGGGGUGCUUGCGGUCAUCCUCCUUAUCGCUGGUCUCCUAAUGCUGACUGGGGAGUUCUGGGCCAUGGCUACUGAGUGUGCCCAGUACAUCCAUCAGGGCUGGCGGUGGUACCAGCUCCUCCUGGUCUUGUUGUCUGUGGUAACAGCCACACAGCAGCUCUGCUCGCUGUCUCAGGCCACAUCCUGUCUGCACCAGCCACUGCUCCAUUCAAAGCUUUUCCAUUCAGUGUCUAUUUAUUCCACAGUUGCUUCGAACCCUGAGGUUUGUGCGGAGGUGGGUGAUUAUUGGCAGAGCCCUGCACAGAGCCUGGGGAGAGCUGUGGGCCCUGAUAGUCCCUCUGCUGCUGCUGCUGCUGCUCUGCGCUCACACCGCAAACAUGUUAGUGGUUUCCAGUCCCUACAUCAGGCAGGCAUCUCGGUGCUGUCUAUCCUCCGGGGCCGGCUGGUUCUUCAGAGACUGUGCAGGGCCCACCCAGUCUUGGGCCCUCUUUACGGGCUGCUGCUGAUGGGGGGAGGUCUCUGGCUGCUAGCAAGACUAUGUGGAUCAGUCCUUAUUCGUACUUAUAGGGCACUGCAGGCCGAGAUGUACCGUCCAGCCAUGGACCCUCAAGACUACGAGAUGGUGGAGUUCUUUAUCAAGAGGCUCAGGCUGUGGAUGGGACUCACCAAGGCCAAAGAGUUCAGACACAGGGUGAAGUUUGAAGGCAUGGAUGCCUCUCCUUCUAGGUCCUCCCAGGAGUCCCGUCUCUCCACCAUUUCUCCCGUCCUGCCUGUCUCCCGCUCCCCGUCCCUCUCCUCCUGCCUCCCAUCCCCCCUUCCGCAUUCCUCGGCUCUCUCUGUACGGUCAGAGGACCUGUCCGUGUCCGAGCCUGAGUUCAACGUCCAGCCCUACUUGGACCGCCUGGAGCCCUGUGUCAAUGACUUGUUGUCUCGUUUCGACCGCAUCAACCAGAUAGCUGAAGACCUUCACAGUCUGGAGGUGAAACUCGACGAGGCUCAGGAAAGGAGGAGGAAGAGGCGUAGCAGCAGCCAGCAUGAAGUUGGAGGAAGACUGGCUGUGACAAAAGAGGCAAAGGGAUUGAAAGGAGGGAGAGAAGGAGAAAUUGGAAACAGGAAAACGGGUCAGCUUUCCCCCAGACCACGCAUCUCCCUACCUUCCUCCUUUUCUUUCACCCCUUCUGCAGUUCUCUCCUUCCCCUCGGCUUUGGGGAGUAUCUCCUCCCGUACGCAAAACUCCUACUCUGAAUCAACAUUACUCCAGACUCACCCCUCUGAGACUUCCGACCCUGUACCUGGAAGCCACAGCCUGGGUCUGGGCUCUUAUAGACCACCCGGUUUUGGGAGGAUCCACAGACGAAGAGCCUGGCACUCGGGGAGCUCUCAGUCAGCUGACGUGGCUCACAGAGCCUGUCAGGCCUUGGAUGGAGUUGGGGGGUAUGGCGCUGGAGGACGAGAUAGUGGAGCCACAACUCAGGCCAGGCCCAGGAGUGAAGAGGGAUUGAGGAGGUGCAUCAUUGAUGGGGCCCCUGUUAAAAGAAAAGCCUGGAUCUCUGAAGGGCCAGACAGCGAGCAAGAUUGA